AGGAACAACCCAGGUCACUUCACAAUGGGAACUCACUCACCGCUGCUGGAUUGAGUCAAGAGCUUUUUCGCUCUUUUCGCAUAUCUGCUUGCGCCAUUCUGCUUUUCGUGCCUUUAAUUUGAUACCAUGUCGUCGUUGCAGCAGCCUGUAGGGGCAGAAGCCGAUCCUGAGUCUCCUGUCGAUGAUUAUAUGCCUACUUUCUUUAUCGGUCAUCAUGAGUCGAAACGACCUCUGCCUGUUACAGACAAAGUUCUGCGACAGGCGCAAGAUGUUGGUUAUGAUAUGCUCACGAGUCCCAUUACGAGCCCUCACUUCCAUACUCGAGUUCUCACUUUGAUCUCCAGCUACCUCUCUGCAGUGGCACUCGUUGAAGACUCGGACGAUUCGAUUAAAAAUAUACCACCUGCUCCGAUCAUCCCUCCGCUCGAUCCAGUGGACACACCUUUGACACCUGGAGACACUGUUGGUCAAAUCAUUGCACACUCUAGUCCAUGGAUCGAUCUAUGCUCUGUCGAUCCUUUAAUAGCCAACAUCUCUCGCCAGGUACUCAAUAUUGAGAUAGCCUACGCAUCGUUCUGUGGAGUUGGGAACAUUAUUAUACCAGGGCCAAGAUCAUAUACCAGUGGAUCAACGUCCAAUGACGGCCUUAUACAGUAUGCUCGCGCCAUUCAAGAAGCUUUGACUAUCGCCCCCUAUCUUCAAAUGGCUAUUCAUAUUCCGAUGUAUGGCAAUGAAGAAGCUAAAGACCUGACGGGAGAUCUCAAACCAUUUGCCAAAAACUACGAGUCAACGAACAAGGAGAAGGACAUUGAUCUUUUUGAAACUUGGGAUGCGUGGAAUUUGAUCAGGACUGUAUGUAAAUACAACUCGAGACUUUCAGUAGCACUUGCCCUACCUCGUCGAUUGCCUAUUGAAUCCCUGCAGGCCAGAUGGUUUGCUGAGCCCUUACGACUCCUGUCAUUCACGCCUUCAACAUUCCUCAAGAAUUCGGGGGGUCAUCCUGUGUUGGGCAAGAGCCAUCAAGCCCUCAUAACUCGCUAUAUGCGACUAAAGCAGCCUCCAUGGCUUCUGCUCCGAGAUGUUGGACCUAUCCCUGGGCUCGACGAUCCAAUGGCGCUGAAUCCUACAGCCGAUGGUUUCCCAUCCCCAAGCGUUGUUAUCGAUGCAUCAAGAUCUGUUUCCCCAACGCCUGCAGAGGCAGCUGAGAUUAAGUUGAAGGAUACUCAUAAAUCAAAGCACAAGCUAUACAAAGAUGCUGCAGCUCAUUUGAUAUAUCUUCGGUACCUUCAAAGAAAUCAACCAGCCAGGACUUCAAUUGAGAAAUUUGGUUCGGGCUAUCAAGAUUAUUUGCAAUCUCCGUUGCAACCUCUCACCGAUAAUCUCGAGUCCGUUACAUAUGAAGUGUUUGAAAAGGAUCCUGUAAAGUAUGACUGGUAUGAGAGAGCGAUCGCACAAGCUUUGUCGGACUGGGCUCAGCACGGCAAACCUACAUCAAGUUCAAGUGGUGCAGUAGUCAUCGCUGUGUGUGGAUCGGGAAGAGGACCCCUUGUCACUCGAGCUCUCCAAGCCAGUGAGACGACUGGAGUGGCAGUUGAGAUUUGGGCAGUGGAAAAGAACCCCAAUGCCUACGUAUUACUUCAACGACACAAUGAAGAGGAUUGGGGUCGAGUGGUAAAUGUUGUCAAAAGCGAUAUGCGGGCUUGGAAAGGACCGCUUCGGAGUGCAGUCUCUCACAUCGGACAAGCAAUCACUACAAGCGGUACCGAGCCAGUAUCACAAUACGGCAAAGUUGACAUCAUUGUGUCUGAGUUGCUUGGUUCAUUCGCUGAUAACGAGCUUUCACCCGAAUGUCUGGAUGGUGUGCAGCAUGUCUUGGCCCCGCAAUUUGGCAUUUCUAUUCCGAGCUCUUACACAGCACAUUUGACUCCUAUAAUGGCUCCACAGCUCCAUGCGGAUAUCUCACGCCGUUCUUUGACAGAUCCAACUGCUACAGAGACACCUUAUGUAGUUAUGCUUCAUGCUAUCGACUACCUAGCAAACUCUGUGCCCGAGCAUCCUCGAAUUCAACAGGCAUGGGAAUUUGUUCACCCUCUUCCCGCCUCUACUCUUGCAAUUGCCGAAGCUAGAAGAAGCGGGGGUGUCAGCGGUGGAGGAGGUGGUAGCAUGUCUGGAGGAGACGGUGCAAAUGAGCAUAACACUCGCUCGGCUAGACUGAGAUUCGUGUGCAAAGACCGAGGUGUAGUUAACGGCCUGGCUGGCUACUUCGAAACUGUGCUCUAUGAUGGAGGAGAAGCAGGCAAAGUCGAACUGAGCACGAGACCAGACAACAUGGCUGCAAAGAGCAAGGAUAUGAUAUCUUGGUUCCCGAUAUUCUUUCCUCUGAAGAACCCUCUUUACUUUCCUGAUGAUUCCGAACUAGAAGUCAGUAUUUGGAGACAAACAGAUGACAGAAAGGUCUGGUAUGAAUGGUUGGUCGAAGCCUACGUAAUGGUUGGUCCCGACAAGCGGAUGAGACUCGGAUGGAGUGAAAUGGGUACUAGCCGCAAAGUUGGCUGUCUGAUGUAG
Molecule: messenger RNA, 2565 nt
Organism: Mollisia scopiformis
Lineage: Eukaryota; Fungi; Ascomycota; Leotiomycetes; Helotiales; Mollisiaceae
Product: Skb1 methyltransferase
Exons: 4
Coding region: 127-2565 (812 amino acids)
Biological process (GO): regulation of DNA-templated transcription; peptidyl-arginine N-methylation
Cellular component (GO): cytosol; nucleus
Source: RefSeq, a predicted model, not a curated record